CUGCAGAAGCUGCUGCAGAUGCGACGGAAGGUGGUGUCAGAGGAGGAGCAGCGAGACAGCGGGAGUGAGCAGCGGGGUGACGAAGACGAUAUCCCGCUGGGGCCCCAGUCCAACAUCAGUUUGUUGGAUCAGCACCAGCACCUCAAAGAGAAGGCAGAAGCUCGGAAGGAGUCAGCCAAGGAGAAGCAGCUGAAGGAGGAAGAGAAGAUCCUUGAGAGUGUGGCAGAGGGCCGAGCUUUGAUGUCAGUGAAGGAGAUGGCAAAGGGCAUCACCUAUGAUGAUCCGAUUAAAACUAGCUGGAGAGCACCUCGUUACAUCCUGGGCAUGACAGAGGCACGGCAUGACCGCGUGCGCAAGAAGUACCACAUCCUGGUGGAGGGGGAAGGCAUCCCUCCCCCCAUUAAGAGCUUCAAGGAGAUGAAGUUCCCAGCAGCUAUCCUGAGAGGCCUGAAGAAAAAAGGAAUCCAGCAGCCCACACCCAUACAGAUCCAAGGCAUCCCUACCAUCCUCUCAGGAAGGGACAUGAUCGGCAUUGCCUUCACUGGCUCUGGGAAGACCUUGGUGUUCACCCUCCCAGUGAUCAUGUUCUGUCUGGAGCAGGAGAAGCGGCUGCCAUUUUCCAAGCGAGAGGGACCCUAUGGACUCAUCAUCUGUCCCUCACGGGAGCUGGCCCGGCAGACCCAUGGCAUCAUUGAGUACUACUGUCGCCUGCUGCAGGAGGAUGGCUUCCCCCCACUGCGCUGUGCCCUCUGCAUCGGGGGCAUGUCUGUCAAGGAGCAGAUGGAGACAAUUAAACACGGUGUUCACAUGAUGGUGGCAACCCCUGGGCGCCUGAUGGACCUGCUGCAGAAGAAGAUGGUGAGCCUGGACAUCUGCCGUUACUUGGCCUUGGAUGAGGCCGACAGGAUGAUUGAUAUGGGCUUUGAGGGUGACAUCCGUACCAUCUUCUCCUACUUCAAGGGCCAGCGGCAAACCCUCCUGUUCAGUGCUACAAUGCCCAAGAAGAUCCAGAACUUUGCUAAGAGUGCCCUGGUGAAGCCCAUCACUAUUAAUGUUGGGAGAGCAGGUGCUGCCAGCCUGGAUGUUGUGCAGGAAGUGGAAUAUGUGAAAGAGGAGGCCAAGAUGGUGUACCUCCUGGAAUGCCUGCAGAAGACUCCACCACCUGUGCUGAUCUUUGCAGAGAAGAAGGCAGAUGUUGAUGCGAUCCACGAGUACCUGCUGCUCAAGGGUGUGGAGGCUGUCGCCAUCCAUGGAGGGAAAGAUCAGGAGGAACGGACAAAAGCCAUUGAGGCCUUCCGGGAUGGGAAGAAGGAUGUUCUGGUUGCCACUGAUGUUGCAUCUAAAGGCCUAGACUUCCCAGCCAUCCAGCAUGUCAUCAACUACGACAUGCCAGAGGAGAUUGAGAACUAUGUUCACCGUAUCGGGCGGACAGGCCGUUCGGGCAACACUGGCAUUGCCACCACCUUUAUCAACAAGGCCUGUGACGAGUCGGUGCUGAUGGACCUGAAGGCCCUGCUCCUGGAGGCAAAGCAGAAGGUGCCACCUGUGCUCCAGGUGCUGCACUGUGGGGAUGAGACCAUGCUUGACAUUGGAGGUGAGCGGGGCUGUGCCUUCUGUGGUGGCCUUGGCCAUCGCAUCACUGACUGCCCCAAGCUGGAAGCCAUGCAGACAAAGCAAGUCAGCAACAUCGGACGCAAGGACUACCUGGCCCACAGCUCUAUGGACUUCUAGCCUGGGGAGCGU
Molecule: messenger RNA, 1743 nt
Organism: Indicator indicator
Lineage: Eukaryota; Metazoa; Chordata; Aves; Piciformes; Indicatoridae
Gene: DDX41
Product: DEAD-box helicase 41
Exons: 15
Coding region: 19-1731 (570 amino acids)
Biological process (GO): mRNA splicing, via spliceosome
Cellular component (GO): spliceosomal complex
Molecular function (GO): RNA binding; ATP binding; RNA helicase activity
Source: RefSeq, a predicted model, not a curated record